Anolis sagrei ordinatus is the source of this 822-nucleotide messenger RNA. It is a transcript of the gene GGCT, whose product is annotated as gamma-glutamylcyclotransferase. The record is from RefSeq and is a predicted model, not a curated record. Gene Ontology annotation, molecular function: gamma-glutamylcyclotransferase activity. Lineage: Eukaryota; Metazoa; Chordata; Lepidosauria; Squamata; Anolidae.
AGAAGGUUGCCAGCAGCUCUUAUCUGCUGGGUUGCUAGAAGCGGCUUCUGGAGUGAAGAAGGAGGAAGCAGAGGCAGGUCCGAAGAAGGGGGAAGCGGGGAGGAAAGAGCCAUCGGGUCGGUUUGGGCCCAGAAGAGGAAUGGGACCUUAUUCUGGGCUGAAAAGGGAGAGAAGGACUCCUUCCUAAAAGAUGGAAGCUUUACAGACCUGUGCUUGUUCUGGACCAGGAAGAGAUUUGGGUGCCCAAAACUGCCUAAAUGGAACCUUCCUAUAUUUUGCCUACGGUAGUAACUUGUUGCGGGAGAGGAUAAUGUUAAGAAACCCGUCUGUGGCUUUUCUCACACUGGCACAUCUUCUGGAUUAUAAACUUGCUUUUGGCUCUUAUCAAGGCAAACCAAGUUCGUCUUGGCAUGGAAGUACAGCAACUAUUGUUUGUUCUCCGAGCGAUGAAGUGUGGGGAAUCAUAUGGAAAAUGAACACUAGUGAUUUAUGUUCUCUUGAUCAACAAGAGGGCGUUGAAAGGGGUAUCUAUGUCCCAAUUGAAGUGACUGUUACAUCUCAAGAAGGAAAAGUAUUUAAGUGCCGAAGUUACCAAAUGGAUAAUUAUGUUUCUGGGCUUCCUUCUCCACAUUACAAAAAGGUCAUUUGUAUGGGUGCCAAGCAGAACGGUUUGCCAGUCGACUAUCAGAAGAAAUUGGAUUCUAUAGAGACAAACAACUACGAAGGGCCUGUGCCGGUGUUUGAUGAAAUUAAAGCUGCUCUCAGUGCAUCAGAGGCAAUAGAAUAAAUAACAGAAAAUAAUAAAAAAUAUUUUAGAAAGUA